Messenger RNA from Saccostrea cuccullata (small rock oyster), 2581 nucleotides. RefSeq names its product metabotropic glutamate receptor 3-like. Gene Ontology annotation, cellular component: plasma membrane. Lineage: Eukaryota; Metazoa; Mollusca; Bivalvia; Ostreida; Ostreidae. Gene Ontology annotation, biological process: G protein-coupled glutamate receptor signaling pathway; regulation of synaptic transmission, glutamatergic. Gene Ontology annotation, molecular function: group II metabotropic glutamate receptor activity. The record is from RefSeq and is a predicted model, not a curated record. The coding region runs from base 37 to 2565 and encodes 842 amino acids. The transcript is spliced from 3 exons.
GAAUGUCCUACUGUUCGGAACUUGUUGCAGCGAUACAUGCUUCAGCCUGCCAGAGAUCAGUCCUCAAAUGGAGCCACCCUUUUAGCUGUACUGCCAAUUCACAAACGAGGAACAGACCCUUAUUUAUGUGGACAUCUUGACAUUGGUGUAUUCUACAAUGCCCUUGCCUUUAUUUUUACAUUAGAUAAAUACUUUCCCACUACUAAGUACAAACUGCGUGGUCUAGUUGUCGACAGUUGUUCAAACAAUUUGAGAGUAGAUCAGGAUCUUUACAGUUUGUUUUCACGUGGACGGUUGUGCAAUACAGAGUUUUCAUUUGAUGGAGAGAUAAGCAACAAGACCCUUGCCGGUGUUAUAACUAGUACCUCUGAUCAUGUUAUGGCAGCAAACCGCGUCCUAGCCCCACUAAGAGUACCUAUUAUAAGCAAUAGCGCAACUUCUACUGCACUCAGUGAUAAAGAGAAAUAUCCAUAUUUUGCUAGAACCGUUCCACCAGACAACUUUCAAAUGGACGUAAUCGCUAGAAUUCUAAAAAAUAAAAACUGGAAUUCAGCUUCUGUCAUCUACAGCAGUGAUACUUAUGGAAGAACUCUAUUCGAGUAUUUCUUAACCAGAACAAGCGCCUUGCAAACAUGUGCUGGGGCUCAAAUAGCUGUUCCCUAUCCAGCAACUUUAGAACAAGCAAAGGAUGCAAUAAGAUAUAUCGAAAGCGACUCGAAGUCUAAAGUGAUUGUUCUCAUAUCAACUGAUCCAAAGAUUGUUUUACAAGCUGCUAAAGAUCUAAAUGUGCUGGACAAGUAUGUAUGGAUUGGAACAGACACAUGGGGUGCUAGCCUUGAAGUUGUCAGUGGAAUGGAGGGGGACCUUUUGGGAUCAAUCACGGUGGAGCCAAGAUCAACUCCCGUUGAAGAGUUUGCCAAAUAUGUCAGUGAGUUGACAUUCAAUGAACGUAAAGGGAUUCCUGAUGAUUGGUUUGAAGAGUUUUACCAGAUGUUCCACAAAUGUAACAUUCAAUCUGCGAAAGUUAACUUUCCACAAUACAGUGCUUGUACUGGAAGUGAAACUAUAGCUGACUGGGCCAGGAUAGAUUUUCAGCCUUAUGUCCUGAAUACCAUUGCAGCCACUUAUGCUUACGCUAAAGCCAUCGACGUAGUGUCCAAUGGCAGAUGUCUAUCCACGGCUUCCUUUGAGGAAUGUUUCAGAGUAGACGAUUCUUGGAAUGAACUAUUUAGCAGAAUUCUGAAUGUCGAAUGGAAUAUCCAGAAUAGUUUAAAAUUGAGUCGUUCUUUCAUCUUGAAAUUUAAUAACGAUCGUUUCUGGGACGUUGGCUAUAAUAUCAAAACAUUGUCCACUUCUACGGGAUACCAAGAUAUUGGUAGCUUGAUCAGCGAUAGUUUCCAGUUCUCAUCAAACUACGACAACAAUAAGGGAAAUAACUGGUCGCCUUGUCGAAGCACUGCAGUUUGUGACUGUUUAGCCCCAGUUGUGAGUGCGCAGACAGGCAACGAUACACUAAGACGUGUCAAAGCAUCGGAACCUAGGAACUAUCUAUUUUAUAACAUUAUGAACACUACAAUUAACAAUCAAUUUGUGCCCAUCUAUGAUUUAACCUACAAGUGGCCAAUUUGGGCAAUAGCUGUAGCAGUUCCUACCUGUGUCGGAUUGUUUAUCACCUUUUUCCUCUUUUUAUACCUUCUAAUUUUCUACGAAAUCAGGGGAGGCACUACCAUACUGGGAUUUAUGACGAUGCUUGGAAUUCUUGGAAUCUAUGCCAUCAAUUUCGCCUUCUUUCUUCCAGCUGCAACAGAUACAUGUGGAGCUAGACAGUUUUGCAUGGGAGUGGUAUAUGCAAUCGUAUUUGCUGCUCUUCUUGUCAAAGCAGUCGACAACUGGCGAUUUGGCGAGAACGUCGAUUACUUCAACCAACAGCAAAUAAAUGAAAAAUACAAAGGAAUCACGGGUACCGGGGUAUUACUCUUAAUUGCUUUGGGAAUAGUCUGUGUGCAGUUAAUCAUACCCAUUCAAUGGCUGGUACAUCGUCCUCCCUCUGCAAGUUUGAUGACUGAUGCGACAGAGAUACACGACUGGAUGAUGUGCGAUCCACAUGACAUGUACGACAAAGCGUUGGUGAUGUCCAUGAUAUUUGUCAUGUUUUUAGUUUUGCUUACUGCCAUAUUUUCCGCCAUGGCAUGGGACAGUGAUAACAACAACUACGAAUCACGUUGGAUUCUGGUCUCCAGUGUGUGCACAGCCGGCUGCUUCAUGGUGUGGAUGAUCGUCAUAACGAACGCGUCACCGCCAUAUCGUGACGCUGCGGUAGCACUAGGUAACUUCUUUAACGCCACCGCCAUUUUGAUUUUCACCAUCAUCCGAAAAGUGGUGAUCAUGUUGUGGCCACGUUCGGAGGAAAUGGAGGAGGAGAAACCUGGAUCAAUUAUUGACGAGAGGGCAAACGAUGUGUAUUCCACUGUUUAUUCAAAUCCGGGCUAUGACAACGAUGAUGCAGUCUUCCAGCCGUCUUCACCGAGACAGAGUGAACUUGACAACGGAGACGUGGGAUUUUAAUCAGAAAACAGACAAA